AUUCAGGAAAGGAAGGCCGGGGCCCUGGUCACUCCCCGACGGCGCUGCCCAGGGGAUGCUCCAGCAUGGCCUGCAUCUCUGCUUGGAGGCAGGGCUCAGCCCCAGCACACGGACCGUAGCUCUCUGGGUGGCACUGCCACCACAGAAGGGAGCUCCACAGGGCACCAAAGGAUGAGACAGGGGCGUCCCCGCCUGAGAAACGCUGCUGCCUUCCAAGUGCCACUGCUUCGGCCCUCCCCUUCGCUGUAAAGGUCUGGGUUCCCCUCUGUGACUGUGCCGAGGUGCCCACGCCACCCAGCCGCUCACCAUGCCGGAGCUGGCAGAGCUGAGCACUCCCCGCACGCCCGCAGACGCCGACCACAUCCAGAGGAACAUCCUGGAGGAGCACGUGGAGCUCUGGUGGUUCCAGGACCCCAAGAAGUCCAUCCUGUGCUACGGGGUGGCAGUGGUGCUGAUCCUGGCCUGCGGUAUCGGGGGCAUCAUUCUGCUGUACAGCACCAGCAGCCGAUCCGGAGAGUGGCGCCUGGCCGUGGGCACCACGCUCUGCCUCCUGGCCCUGCUGGUGCUGCUGAAGCAGCUGCUGAGCUCUGCCAUCCAGGACAUGAACUGCAUCCGCAGCCGGGACCAGAUCGAGCUGCUCAAGAGCGGGGGCUUCUCGGACUGCCUGGUGCUGCUGCUCAGCGCCCUGGUGCUGCUCGUCUGUGGCAUCGUGCUCACCGUGCUCUCCACCACGCGCAUGCAGCUCAGCCCCCUCCAGCCGCUGGGCAGCAUGUUCACCAGCGGGAUCAUCCUCUUGGCUGCUGGCAGCACCAUCCUCCUCUCCCUGCUGCUCUACGUGCUCUGCACCUCCUGCUGCCAAGCUGCUCCUCGAGGCUUGGACACAGGCGAAAUAAGUGUCUUCACCAUCUCUGGCCGUCUAGCUGCUAACAGGCGACUUCCUCCCACCUCCAGCAUGGCCAACCUGAUCUGAGCCGGAGCCCCGGGCGCUGCGCCAGAGCUGGCGGGACCCGCUGCGCGAGGCUCCCUGGACACGACUCAGCAGCAGGGCUCCUGCCUCCCCGCCCCACCGGUUAUCCCCAAAGCAAGGGAGAUUCGCAGGGUGCCUUGUGCUCCAAUCAGACGUGACUGCCCUUUGCUUUACCUCAGGCUAACAGCGUGGUGGGAACCCUGCGCUGCCUGGACGGGCUUCGGGAGCGGGAGCUCUACAAGCCCAGCACUGCCCUGGGCUGCUCUUUCUCUCAGCAGAGCCUCCCGCCGCGGCUGCCGCCUGCCCAGCCAGCCUGGCCGCGGUGCCGCAGCGGGAGUUGAGGUGAGCCUGUCCCGUACCGCUGGGGACCCCAGUGCUCGCGCGGUCCCUGCUCCGYGGCUGCUCCUUCGGCAGGAGAGGCUGAGAUUGCUCGUGGUGCAAAACCACCCUGUGCUCUGUGCAGAGCUGCCGCCCGGGCUGUAAUCAGCUCGUAAAUCUGCUCAGAGCUUUCGAGCACGUGAAGCUGCGCACACGCUGAGCAUCCUGUGAUGCCCUGCGCCCUGUCCCCCCUUCCCGCCAGCUUGAAAACAAGAACAGCCUGUAGCAAGGGCUGAUAAAUGUCAGGAAAUACGGGGAGCGUUAGCAGGCGUGCUGAAGGAAGCAAGGGGAGCCAGGAUGAAGCAGAGCUGCGAGGGGCUUCCCCUCGAGGAAGCACCUCCAGGUGUGUGUGYGGGAGGGAGCACGGGGUCUGCGUGCGGGUCUGCACCCAUGAAAUGCUGUUCGUGUUUACAACGCCCAGAGCUCUCCCAACGUUACCUUGCUGCUGCCCACGGUCUUCUGCAUUUUGAUCCAAGGGGCAGGCGGAGGGGGUGCUGCCACUAGUUUGCACUGCUGGACCGUGAGCUCCGCMGGGGGCUCGGUGAGGACGGGAGGCYGGUGUCACAGGCGCAGGGCCGGCGCGCGGAGGGCUCCUGCCCUGCAAGGCGCCGAGGGGCCGCGCUGUCCUCCCCCGGCACGGGUUUCCCAGGCACAGGCACCUCCGGCGCCGUGAGAACAGGCAGGUGCCGCGGUCCUGCGGGGAGCACGUUCAGUGCAGCAGCUUUUCCCCUUUCCCUGUUCCCCACCUGUCGCUCCCUGGUGUGUAACAGUUGUGCCGUUACCACUGGGGCCUCACUGUGAAACAGUUUGGUGUUCUAUUUCUGUCAGCCUGUCCUAGAGGCAGGAAACUUGGAAACUUUCCCUGUGCAUUUAGGCUAAUUUACUUGAUUUUUUUUUUCCCUAUAAGAGCCACAAACCAUUUCACUGCCCCUGCCCUUUCCGUAGAUGCAGACCCGGUGCUGCUGGUGAAGUUGUUUCUGAGCAGCCUUUCCUUGUUUCUCUCUUCAUCUUCCUGCCUGCUCUCAUCUGCCCCAACGUGAGCUGUUCUGCCUCAGCCAUUAUUUUUGCACUUUAUUUGCGAUGAUUCCUCUGAUGAUGAUUAGGGUAACCAAUUAGAUUAAAACAGGCUUUUGGGGCAUCUUCUAGCAAAUUUACUUUAAAGGGGACCAUAGCUCAUUCCCUUGGUAGCAGCAUGAACCACUGCCUGUGUUACACCUGGUAGCAAUGUCCGGGGUUCAUCGUCCAUGGAGCACAUCAGGUACAUGCCGGACAAUGAGGAUUUCAUCCCUUUGCAGCUCCAGCCCGUGCUGCUCUGCGGUGCUCAGAUUCCAUUGCUUCUGUUCAUCCACUCUUGCCCUGUUCCCACUGACUUUCCUUCCCUUUAAAGUCUUGGGUAACUUUUUCCAAACUAACUAGUUGCACAGGAACAUCAUUAUGCUGUUUUUUGUUUUCUGUAUCUGUCAUAUUUCUACAUUUUCCUUUACCAGUUUCGUAUCACCUGCAGAUUUUAUUAAACUGCUGUUUCCUCCUUUCACUGCAUUACCUCCCUGAAUCUGGCCAGGAGCUAAGAGGCUGUUACCAAGAUUAGGUCCUUCUGUAUCAAACGCUCCACCUUUGGGUAGCAAGAGCAGCCCUUCCCCAGGUUCAGCAGGAAGUCCGGAGCGGCGGCAGGAGCUGAGCAGCAGUUUUGCACCACCACCAUCCGUGGGUUUCUGUGGGCAUGCGGGUCUGUGCCCAGCCUGCAGCUCCGCRCUGCCCGCGCGUCAACGUGAAUCUGCCCCUCUGCAGACCCUUCAAAAUGUGCCCAGGUGCAUG
Nothoprocta perdicaria is the source of this 3160-nucleotide messenger RNA. RefSeq names its product transmembrane protein 125 (gene TMEM125). The transcript has a single exon. The record is from RefSeq and is a predicted model, not a curated record. NCBI's taxonomy places the organism in Eukaryota, Metazoa, Chordata, Aves, Tinamiformes, Tinamidae. The coding region runs from base 308 to 970 and encodes 220 amino acids.